Molecule: messenger RNA, 1162 nt
Organism: Zeugodacus cucurbitae (melon fly)
Lineage: Eukaryota; Metazoa; Arthropoda; Insecta; Diptera; Tephritidae
Exons: 2
Coding region: 161-910 (249 amino acids)
Source: RefSeq, a predicted model, not a curated record
ACAAGGCUUUGAGAUUACAAUUAAAAAUACACACACAAUAUUUCAUAACAAAAAUAAUUCGGAUAUUUGAAAACAAACAAACUAAAAAAGUUUUUCUGAAUAAAACCAAGAAGCUGAUUCCUUUAUUUAGCUUUACGAGAAAUCAGCUAAAAUUGAGAAGAUGCACACAUACAAUGAAGGUUUAAAUUACGUGCCACUGCUAGCGGCACAAAGCGACGCAACACAUAUGGGCAACGGCGGUGGCGGAGUCUGCUUCAAUACAGCGCGACGAACCACUAGAGCGCUGUCACCGACGGGCAGCGUCAUCUGUUACAAUGGCAACUAUGAGGGCGAUCUCAGCAUGUUCGGCAGCAAACCACUGCCACAUCAGCGACGCUUGGAGCUGGUGGAGACCGAUUCGGACACCGAGUACAGACGCGAAUUGGAAGCUUAUCAACCGCCACAACGGACUAGCGUUAAUCGUAGUAGUAGUGGCAUUGAGCGCCAAUUGCGACGACUGCUCAUCUACUAUGGCGAUCGUGUGCUGAGUCCCAAGCGACGUCAACAAGCCACAGCAUUCACGAGCAGAAUCUACAAGAGUUCACUUUAUCAGCGUAUAAUCGAAUUACUGUACAGAGCCUGCGCAUGGAUGCUGUGGCUGUUGCGGCUGCUGCUCUUCACCCUGUUACGCUUCACCAACAGCAGUUAUGGUUGCUGGCGUAGUUGUAUACUAAUGCGUAAUACAGCGCGCCGUGUGCUCUGGUGGAUGACGCUGGCCAAAUGUGGCGAUGUGAAGCUCUUCAUGAUGAUACUGCUCGGCACACCGCUCGUAUUCGUGCUGGCUGCAGUGGGUUUGCUGCUCUCCAUCUAUUGUGCGCUGCGAGAAUAUUGUGGUAAUGCAAAUUUCCUUCGACGAUUUCGUGUCACUUGAAUCAAACAAAUGCACACACACCCACACAUACAUAUAGAUAAACAGAUAUAUUUUUGAGACUUAUUCAAUGUAAACUUGUAAGCACGGAUAUUGUUUAUUGACGCGCGAAAUUCCAUGUGCCACUUUUAUAAAGCGCACACUACAAAACUAAGCUAGAUUUCUAUAUAUUUUUUUAGCAUUUUCUCCACUAUUAUUAAAUUUAUUUUACAUAAAUUUAGUACCGCAAAUAAAUUUUAUACCAUUUGCCUCGGA